Molecule: messenger RNA, 7282 nt
Organism: Galleria mellonella (greater wax moth)
Lineage: Eukaryota; Metazoa; Arthropoda; Insecta; Lepidoptera; Pyralidae
Exons: 3
Coding region: 206-1165 (319 amino acids)
Source: RefSeq, a predicted model, not a curated record
CUGCGGUAUAAACCACGCUGGCUGCGCCCGCGCACUCAGUUCAUAAUCUGUCUGUCGAGCGAUAGCUUUGUCGUAUUGUUGUUUGACGUAAACAACGUUGGUCGCGUAAAUAAAUAUGUGUUAUAACUAAUUUAUAUGCGUGUUGAAGUGAAAGUGCCAUAGUUUUGAAUUUUGGAUGAAAAAAUAUAUAUUAUAGCGAUAAAAGAUGGCGGCAAAGUAUUGUAUUCUGCUUGUCGCGCUGACAGUACUUUCAGUCAGUGCUGCACCAAGUGAAGAAAAGAAACCAGAAGAAUUAGUUAAUAUCGAACAAACAAAUGAAAACCCAAAUAGUAAAGCUUUACCCUUCAUAGACGAAAAAGAUACCCAGCAAAACCAACGGCAGAAAAGAUGGUACAACUUUUAUGGUUUUUCAUCAUUAAACCCAACAUUAUAUCCAAGUUAUGGAAAAAGAGAUGACUCUUUCAACUCUGGGUACGGCUCCGAGGAUCCUCUCGUAGAAAUUCACAGGAGAUUGCAAGUGCUGAGCGAUGUAGUUAGGCAGCCGGCACCAUCAUUGCCCUCGUUUGCUCCAAAUCAUUUCCCAUUUUAUCUUCCUGUUUUCUAUAUACCACAAGUAGGAUGCGAUUGCUCUACUACACAAGAUGAAAAUAUACCAACUAAUACUCCUGACAAUAAAAACAAUACAUCACCAAAUAUAGAAAACAGAUUCCCAGAGAUGGACGAUGAGAGACAAAAUUGGGGAGUUGUUAACGAAACUGGACAAGCUACUGAUAACCAAGAAGAAGAUGAUGAUGAUGGUGCAAGGCCUAUAUCUUUUGAGCCUAUUAAACCUGAUAGGCCAAUGGAUAGACCAGCCCCACCUGUUGAACAUGGUAGUAGUCAAGGCACUGUAAACGAUUCAGUCACGACAACAACUAGACCGUUUGAGAAUCCGACUACGCUAAAUCCAGUACAGAAUCCAUCAACUGUGAAUCCUUUUCCAGAAGCCCCUAGUGCAUGUGAUGGUGCAGUGUUAUCUUGCUGUCAUCAACUUCAGGUGACUUAUGAUUGUUUUGCUUUACAAGGGUGCCCCGAUCCAACGGCUUAUGGAAAUCCUUGUGAUUCCAACGUCAUACUCAGAGUGAUCGAUAGAUUCCAGAGGUUCUAUGGACAAAGAACUGGAUAAAUUGUAGAAUUAAGAUAGUGAAAUUACAUAUACGAGAUUAAUAACUAUCAUAGCUGCCAGAAUUUAAUUUAUUUGUGUUGUAUUAUUGUUUAAAUGCCUCGCUUUCGUAAUUUUAAACUUAUAUAUUUAUAUUAUUUAUAAAUGUACAUAUAAUUACUGUAUUACUAAAUAGUGAAGUAAAUUACAAUAAAAAGAAAACAAUUAUCUACAAUGUAUUACAAGUAUAAUUAAUAAAGCAACCUCUUAUUUUGCAUCCCACAACUUGUUAGGUUCAGAAGGAGGGACUGAUUUCAAGAUUUGGUAAAAAGGUUAGUUAUAAUGAUGCGUUAGGAAAUAUUAAGGAAGCAUUACUAUAGCUAUAAAGAAUAUUUUAAUUUCACGUUUUUGAUGUUAUUGUAUUUGUGUAUUAUCGCAUAGGAUUUGUACUGUCUUCUAUAAAUACGGAGUUUUAUAACUCCUACUUAUAUGAAAGAAAAUAAAUAUAAUUUAAAAACCAUUCUAGAAUAAUCUUCACUAUUAAUUACAUAAAGAUCAUUUGGGAUCAUGAAUAAAUUGUUUUGUUGUGUGCAUGUGUGUUAAGUAGCCAGUCCAGGCUAUUUCAUAAAAAAGAACAUCUUAUAUAAUAUUAAUUAAUAUUUUUCCUGUUAUAAAUUUAAGAUUGUAUUAAGUAAAUAUUUAUUUAUUUAUUAUUUUGCAAACGAAAAAAUAUUUAUACAGAGCAGACUUAAUACCUGUUUAAGGUAAAACACCGCAGUGGAAGCGUUUUAUAAGGGAAAGAUUCUGUCUGUCGAGGAGGACUAACCUGGCAUCGGCUUCGUGAGUUUUUCUGCUGUAGGUAAUCGGUUAUUCCUCAACUCCUAUAUGCACGCACACACAAAUUUUUACAGGUUCUUAUGGGCACAUACAGUUUAAAACACACAAAUUACAUUUGUUUUAUAGGAGCAAGCGUCCGUAUAAACGCCUCAAUUCUGUCUUUUUUAUUCGUUAAAUAAAGUGGGAGAAAAAUAAUAAUGACGGACUCCAAUAUUGUAAACAAUCUCUGUUUUAUUACAAAGGGAUUAAGGCUUUAUUUUGAACAAUACCAUUAGGCAUUCUAUAUAGUAUAUAAUUACAUAAAUAUGCAAGUAAGGGUCCUAUAGAUGUACAUAGUGUUAUAUAUAUUAUAAUUUAAUAAGAAGUUACCGUCCUACAAAAAAAAUUACAACAGGCCUUUAUAUAAUUUUGCUAAGUGUUACCUAUUUAGAAAUAAUAUUUUAGUGUAUCUUGUUUAAUUAAUUCUUGUAUUAUUAGUUUAUAAAAUAAAUAAGGAUCGGUGAUCUCGUACUGCGAAAAAGAACAAAUCAUAGUGGCCUACUAUACUUUAAGCUGAUAAAUUGAUCGAAAAUUAUUCAAUUACUCAGCUUUUCUAGAUAAAGUACAUGCAUUUCUUGUAUCCACGUUUUUUGUAGCAGUACCUGGAUUUUAUGAAAUUGACAUACAUUUUAAGAAAUUGAUAUCUGUUACAAAGAUGGAGAAUAUUAUGCUUAAUACAUAUAACAUAAAAAUAAAAGUGUUAUGACAUCAAUAACAGAAUACAUUUAUUGCCUCAUACAAUUAUUUCUACAUUAAUAAUAAAUUAAUGACUUCAUCUAUCGCACUGCGCCAUAUUAAAACUAAACACCAGAUAUUACUUUGAGAUAUUUGGACACUUUUUGAUAGUAAUACUAUUAUCAUAGUAUGAUAAAAAACGCCAAAACAAUGUUUUCGUUUCCAUUUCUUUUUAAGGUAAAUUUCACUGUGAUUUCAAAUUAAAAUUAUAUUAUAAAUAAAAGAUGUAAAUUCAUUCAUUACGUGUAGUAACACAUGUUGAUAAGAAAAAUGAAAAUGACUUUUUAAGAGACAACACAAGAUAAAAUUUCAAAUAUAGGUGUACAUAUACCUGUUAAAUUUUUUUCUAUAGUUUGUUGUUUGUAUAAUGAUUAGCUGUAUAAUUUACUUGCCUUUUCGUGACCUUGGCUAAAGAAUAAUCAUAAUUAUUUAUUGUUGUAAAGUUCAAACAAAAGGCCAUGAGAUGUUCUUGUCACGAAUUGAUGUACUCAAUUGUAUUUCGACUAGACUAGAAUAGAACGUUGGCUAGAUAACUAUAGUUUUAUGUAGAACAGAAUGCAUCUGUCUAUAAAUAUAAAUAGAGAUCUAUUUUCAGAAAUUCUAGAUGGUUGUUAUCUCUGUGUGCGAUAAUUUUUACAACUCAGUUCUAAGUUACCUGGAGGCUACAUACGUAGUAGGUACUUUAUAAAAUAGAUUAAAAGUCUAUGGCUAGUCUAGUGUAUUUAAUAUCUAUGUAAUUAAUUUUCUUGGGUUGUAAACAUAAAUAUAUUUGAAAUCAAUUCAUAUCAUUAUAUUUAUAGAUAUGUAUAAUGCAGAUUUUUAGAUGCAUUAAAAUUAUUCUGUUAUUUCUUAAAUGUAUUAGUACAAUCUAUCAAUAAAAUAUUAUAUUAUACUGUAAUAUACAUAUAUUUAUUCAUAGUUCGUAGAACCGACAAUCGAUGGGAAAGACAGUUUCUUGAGAAACGUCCCAAUACAGGCAAAUACAGUGUAGGAUGACCCUCCCCCCCCACUAGAUGGAGUGAAAACCUCAAAUACAUUCCAGGGAGUCAUUAGAUAUAAAUGGUUUAGGACCAUUCCAUUAUAGCAGUCUAUAAGGAAUACCUACUUCAGUUAUGGACAGAUAACGUUUGAUAUGAUAAUGACAUAUUUAUUUGUCAAUUACUAAUAAUGAAUAUCAAUAAUGUUUUUUUUUUAUUUGAGAAAAUAAAAAAAAUAAAUUAAAUUAAUGUUGUAAUUAAAUUAAUUAUCAAUAAUUAUUUUAAUUAUAAAAUAUCAAACAUAAACCAUGAUUUUAUAAUAAAUUUAUUUAUAUGUAUGAAGUCACUUUAAGCAUAACUUAAGGCUGAAAUCUCAGAGCAACUUGAGACAAUAAUAUUACAACUCUUAGUUUUCAAUACUUAAUUAUAAUGCUUAGUUGCUACAAGUUUAUUUUUUACUGUACACGAAUAUAGUGAUAAGAGCAUUUAAUUUUUUAACGCGAGCCGAACUUAUCUCUAAAAAGAGAUUUUUACCAGAAAACCUUUUCAUGUGAAUUAAAAUGUUAUAUAAAAAUAAAAAUAGUAACAUGUUUAUUUCUGAUGUAAAAAUUAUUAUUGAAUUUUUCUUUAUAUAAUUUGGAGUAGUAAAGAAACUGACGACUCAGCUUAUGGGAAGAAGCAGUAAUUCUUGAGUAGGCACCCUGUACGUGUAAAAGCAAUGUAAAACAGCCCCCUAUUUGAUGGAGUGACGACCUCAAAUACAUUACAGGGAGUCAGUGGAUGCAGGUGGCUCAGGAACGUUCUUUAGUUUAUGAAGGAGGCCUAUCUUUAGCAGUGGGCGGAUAAUGGCAGAUGUGAUGAUGAUGAUGAUGAUAAACGUAUUAAGAUUGGGUUUUAUUUCCCAAGAAGUCGGAAGUCCAUAUUAUUGGUUAGUUGUUUAUAAUUAUUUUGUUUAAUUUAACUUCGUCAAUAUUUAAGGAUUGACUGAUCGGCGCCAAAGACUGUCUCUGUCUGUAAUUCGUAGCUUGAACAGUCAACACUAGGUUCUCAGCAGCGUUCGAUUAAUUGCCUAGUGAUGCUUCGUAUAGAGAUGAAACACGUGUCGCAAUAUGUGUGUAGAUUAAAUAACGGUCGGAGAUUAACGACUAACAGGGAAGGUCGUACAGCCUCUACUAAUUGUAAUAGUAAUCAAUCCUCAAAUGUUGGCAGUCGCAUGGUUGGCACUAAUGGUUGCGAAAUUAAACAAAAUAAUUCAAAUUAACUAACCAGUAGCGUGUUAAGCUUCCAUACACAAUUAUACAGUAAAUCCAUUACUACAUACCACUUUUCAAUUUAUAGUGCUUAACAGCCUACAAAUUUAGCUAGAUUGUGAUAAAAACGCAAAUAAGAUAGAAGUCUAUGUAGAAACAAUGUCUUUUGUAUAAAAUCUCUUUCUAAUAUUUUACUACAGUAUUAUUAUAAGUAUAUUAACUACAAUAAAAGUUAAGUUAGUUACAAUAAAAGUACGUACAGUAAUAUUAUAUUAAAUCCAUUAAAAUUCAAUGAUAGGAUACCUUAGUAGUAAUAUAUAUGUAUGAGACAAGACAAUUUUCAGAAGUAGGAGGAAGAUGUACUUAAUUCGACCUGUCAAACUGAAUUCUCAACUUUUCAAAUUCAAUUCUCCCUAGGUGAAAUUAAUUGAGUGAAGUUUCCGUUCCCUCCAAGUCCUGUAUAUAAUCAUCUAAAAAUUUUCGCAUUGGGAAAACCCCUCUGAUCGAUUGUAUUUACAAAUAAACGGAUUGAUAACAAGAAAUGAUUGGACUACGUCAGAGAUUGGUAAAUCACCAGCGUGUGAUCAACGCUCCGUCUUGCAAUAAAGAGGUAAACACAGCGAAAUCAUGCAUUCGUAAACAUUACAGACUCUUAGAGAGUCGUGUGUUGUGUGCCAAGGUUUUACUCGUUGUACAAAAGGAAUUAAAAACGCAUUAUGGCCGACACAGCAACAAUUAUCUUAAUAACAGCGCUGUUUGCUCAAGCAAUUUGCGCACCACAAGCGGUAACAGAAAAAAGUCCUAGUACAUUCCAGAGCCCCGCGAAUUUAUCUAUCGAAGAAAUAACAUAUAUAAUCAAAGUGAGAAGCGGCAAUGUGAACGAUGCAUCGCCGCCUCGGUUCCUGACGCCUUGUGCUCGAGCCAUAUUGGGAUGCUGCAAUGGAUCAGUGAUAAAUGAAAAUUGCUCAGAGUCCCUCAAGUGUGGCGCUUUUUUCUUCGAUGCCAAUCCUUGUGAUGACAAAUUUAUUUCAGAGGCUUUACAAGCGGCUAGGGGAUUUUACGAACAGUUUAAUGUUAACGCAGUGGGAAAUUAAACAGAAAGUUUUAAAUGUGAUUUGUGAACGUUGACGUUAAUUUAUGUUAAAUAAUGUGAAUAAUAAAAAAUAAGCAAAGGUAUUCGAAAUGAAUAUCAGUGAUAUAAUUUAAUACUCAUAAUCGAUGAAAAAUGACUACAGGACGAUAUUAAAAUUCAUGAAUUAUUAAAUUUAUGAUUUAUAAAUAACAUUUAUAGUGCUAAAACGAACAUGUAAUAUAAAAAUAAUAACGUAUAGACUUAAAUAAUAAAAAAUAUUAUUAAUAAGUAAAUGUAAUUUACCAGAUUGUAAAAUAUUUAAAUAUUUUACGAUAAAAUUGUUAAUAGUUUCAAUUUAUGUUGUUCUAUUAAUUAAUAACAAAUGUUUAGACGAUCAAAUAGUCCUUAUGAGCUAUUAAUACUCAAUCAUGUCGAAACGGCUGAAUAGUUUGUAAAUGUAAUAGGUGGUGAGUACAAAGAUGAAUUAUGUUUCGGAAUAAAUAUACAUUACAUACAUGAUAAUAUAAUAAUAAAUUUUGAUCCACAAGACAAAAAAAAAAAACACCAACAUUAAUCAUAAUAAAAUUAGUUAUUCUGAUUUAAAAACCACUCUACUAAGUCGAUAUUGAUAAUUUCUAUAAGGUCAGGUCUGAAAGUAUCCUUUCAAAUAAAACAAUUUUCCAAAUCAGUUUAUAUACAAAUGAGUUAUGAGGUAACAAACAUAAAAAAAAUUAAUCGAAUUGAAAACCUAUUUUGAAGUCAGUUAAAAGACUCUUAUCACGAUCCUUGUUCGCACUAAUCUCCGAAACCGCUAUAUCGAUUUUAAUGACAUUUUGUAAAUGUAUAUUAUUUAUGAGAACUCCCGAUAUAGAGAUAGUUUGGUUUACCGUGACCUUCAAUGGAUUCGGUAAAUGAAGGUAAAGGGCAAAACAAGAUUUGUGGGGUCAGCUAGUUGUAUGUUUUAAGAGAUUACUGUUUUUUUUUUUUUUUAAAUAUGUUCUUCUCUCCAAUAAUCAAUAUAUGGUUUUAUUUCAAGUUAUUGUUGUGAUAUAUUGCACUCUAUUUCCUUAUUCGCAUUUUACAUCCUGGGAGUGAAAGGAGUGUUCACAUAAUUGUAUUUUUGUUCCCGUUAUAGGACUUAUUAACAUUUUUGCGCAACUGUACAAGAGUCCAAUGUUGAAUUUUGAAUACAAAAGAGGUGAAAUUAAAGAAUAAAAUCAUGACAAGUUUA